ACCUUCCCCUUUAUACUCCUCGUGCCACCCUCCCUGCACCUCUCCUUCCUUGUGAUCUCCGAAUUCCCAUCUCAGAUUCCAAGGGCCGCGGCGUGCGAUCCCCGGCUCUCCCCGCCUAUCAUAUAUCGGAGGCUCCGCCCCGCCUCGAAUCUGUCGCGAAAGGCGCCUCCUUUUCCUGCUCUUGCUGCGAUUUGAGAGGGUUCUUGGCUUGAUCCCGAGGGGAGGUGCGGGAGGCUGCUCUUCGACACGCGGGGCUGUUCGUCGGUGGUUGGUGGGAGGAAAGAAGCCAUGAUACCUUCUGUGAGGCUCUCUACUGCCCCAGCGGCCUUCUCUGGCUUGAAUCUACGCUCGAAAUCAGCUUCGAUUCCAUCCAUCUCCAGUCUGAAACCCUCCAAAUAUGUGGUCUCCUUCCUUAGACCACUCUACCUUACACCGCUAGAUGGUCCACACACUGCUGAGCUGAAGCCUCGGAGGCAGCCACUUGAGUUCCGCUGCACAGCUUCUGCAGCUGAUGACAAUGAGUCCAAGGUUGAGGUGGUGCCAGUCCACUCGGAAGGGGCACAGAGGUUAAAGAUAUCCAUCUAUUUCGCAACUUGGUGGGCGCUUAAUGUGAUAUUUAACAUUUACAACAAGAAGGUUCUCAAUGCUUUCCCAUACCCCUGGCUCACCUCCACGCUCUCCCUUGCCUGCGGCUCUGCGAUGAUGCUUUUCUCAUGGGCCACCCGCCUUGUUGAAGCCCCCAAGACUGACCUAGAUUUCUGGAAAGUUCUUUUCCCGGUUGCUGUGGCACAUACAAUUGGCCAUGUUGCUGCGACGGUGAGCAUGUCUAAGGUGGCAGUAUCAUUCACGCACAUAAUUAAAAGUGCAGAACCUGCAUUCAGUGUUUUGGUGUCGAGGUUCCUCCUUGGGGAGACGUUUCCAGUUCCUGUUUAUCUUUCCCUUCUCCCAAUUAUUGGUGGUUGUGGUCUAGCGGCUGUCACAGAGCUGAACUUUAAUAUGGUUGGUUUUAUGGGUGCCAUGAUAUCCAACCUUGCAUUUGUUUUCCGGAACAUCUUCUCAAAGAAGGGCAUGAAGGGGAAGUCUGUCAGUGGCAUGAAUUACUAUGCUUGCCUGUCGAUAAUGUCCCUGGUCAUACUGACUCCAUUUGCUAUUGCUAUGGAGGGGCCCCAAAUGUGGGCUGCUGGUUGGCAAAAGGCUCUUGCAGACGUUGGCCCCAAUGUUAUCUGGUGGAUUGCUGCUCAGAGCGUGUUCUACCACUUGUAUAACCAGGUGUCCUACAUGUCUCUCGAUCAGAUUUCUCCACUGACGUUUAGCAUUGGCAAUACAAUGAAGCGCAUAUCAGUGAUUGUUUCGUCAAUCAUUAUCUUCCACACACCUGUCCGCCCUGUCAAUGCGCUAGGAGCUGCCAUUGCCAUCCUUGGCACAUUCCUGUAUUCUCAGGCAAAGGCGUAAGGUUAAAUUGUUGGUCGUUGGUAAGGUCAGGGCCAUGGAUGAUGAAUGUCUGCAGAAUCAGUAGCAAGCACUGAAUCCAAUUUUUGCUUGUGCAAGUAUCCUGUAGAUAUAGGGGUAGGUUUCUAUAUGAGGUCAAUAAUAAUGGACCAAUGGCUGCUGUUUUCUUGUUAUUUGUUUGUUGAUCACAAAAUGAAAUCCAUAGGCCAUAUCUGUGGUUGAGUGUAUCUGAACCAUGUUUCGUUCCAGGUAUAUAACUGCCAUCCUAAUCCCGGUCGAAAUAUUUGUACUGCUCAA
Messenger RNA from Phragmites australis (common reed), 1746 nucleotides. Its product is annotated as glucose-6-phosphate/phosphate translocator 2, chloroplastic-like. NCBI's taxonomy places the organism in Eukaryota, Viridiplantae, Streptophyta, Magnoliopsida, Poales, Poaceae. Bases 289 to 1452 code for a protein of 387 amino acids. Gene Ontology annotation, cellular component: membrane; Golgi apparatus. Gene Ontology annotation, molecular function: phosphoglycerate transmembrane transporter activity; antiporter activity; triose-phosphate transmembrane transporter activity. Gene Ontology annotation, biological process: transmembrane transport. The record is from RefSeq and is a predicted model, not a curated record. The transcript is spliced from 6 exons.